UCUGGAUAGUUUCACUACGGUGGCGAUUAGGACAAGCGGCAGAAAAAUUCGGCAAAAACGUGUAAAAUAACAAAAAAUUGUUAGAAAAUUUAUAGAAAAAAACAAAAUAUCAGUUAAUUUAUAAUAAAUAAACAAUAUUUAAUAAAAUAAUAGUGAAUUUAUAAUAAAAUACAUACAAAAUGGUGGACGCCGCACGACAAAUGUUAGACGAAUUGAUGGGUAGAAACAGAAAUUUACAUCCAUCGGAAGCUCCCAAAUCGGUGAACUGGGAAGAUCCUGAUUUGUGUCAAUAUCAUUUAGUGAAAUUUUGUCCGCAUGAAUUAUUUGUUAAUACUCGAGCUGAUUUAGGACCUUGUGGUCGUAUACACGACGAUGAAGCCAAACAAAAGUAUGCAGAGGCCAGACCGUCAUCGCGCAAAAGGCAAUAUGAAGAUGAAUUUUUAUAUUUUUGUAAUUCUAUGUUAAAUGAUGUUGAUCGUAAAAUACAGAAGGGCAGACAACGUUUGGCCUUAAUGCAAAGGGACCAGCCAGCCCAGUCGCAUGUGUCCAAGUACCGUGAACAAUUAAACAAUUUAAAUGCCCGUAUUAAAAAGUUGGUAGCAGAGGCCGAAGAAGCUGGUACACGCGGUGAUGUGGAUCAGGCCCAAGAUCUUAUGGUACUCUGUGAACAACUAAAAGAGGAAAGAGAUAAUAUGGUGACACAAUAUGAAAAUAUGUCAAAUAAUAAAGAUGAGAAACCUUCGUCGGUUGAAACAACAAAGCCGGUCGGCAUUGUUGAAGGUUCUCCAUCGUCACAGAACAAUACAGAAGAAGGUGGUAAAUCACCGCGCAGUGAUGAUGACACAGCGUCCAGUCUGGCGGGAGACAAGAAAUUGAAUGCUUGGAUGCAAGAUAUGGGUCAUAUGCCGGAAAAACAAAUGGAGGUAUGCGAAGUUUGUGGUGCUUUUCUCAUUGUAGGAGAUGCCCAACAGCGUAUUGAGGACCAUUUGAUGGGUAAACAACAUUUGGGUUAUUCCAAGUUACGCAAAGCCGUCGAGGAGAUUCACGAGCAACGUCAAAAGGAACGUGAAGUAGAUGAUCGUUCAAGAAGACGUGAUGAACGAUCGUCAUCACAUCGCAGUUUUGAUAUGGAGCGAAGGCGUGAACGCGAACGUGAAUAUCGUGGACGUUCCCGUGAACAUAGUAGCAGUCAUCACCAUCCCGGUGAAAGACACCGCCACCAUCAUAAAUCUCAUCAUCGCCGCCGUUCUCAUUCACGUAGUCGCAGUCAUCGUAGCAGUCGUGAUCGUUAUAGUCGCAGCCGUAGCCGCAGUCGUUAUUAAAGCAUAGAGGAACACUUGCUGAUCCCCCCUUCCUCCCUUCAUAUUAUGAACAUAUACAUAUAGAACCAACUAGAGGUACACUUCCCUUAUCUUUAUUAAAAAAAACAAAACCUAAAUGAUUUGAAAAAAAUCAUAAAAAACAAUUUUAACAAUACAAUUUAAAAAAAUUAAACCACAGAAAAAGUCAUAACGAUCUUACUACAUAAAACAAGUGAAAAAGCUUUGGAUCUUUAAAGUAAACAAGCAGUUGGCCUAAACAAUUUAAAAUUAAAACACAAAUACACUACUUUUAUACAAAGUAUAAAAGUUGCAUUGUUACCAGCUGAUAAUUCUAAGCACAAGGGGACACUUUAAGCCUUUGACGUCCUUUAUCACAACAGGUACUCUCCUCUAAUUAAAAAUUUAAUUUAAAACAUUAAUAAAAUUUGUUAGUUUAUAUAAAACUGCUGCUACUAAAUUCUAAACUUAUUUUAAAGUACACCUCAGGGCCAAGUUUAAGAAAAAAAGUUACUGAAAAUAUGGCUAUAAAUUUUGGUUGGUUUCCAGUAGAUAACGCUCACUCAUAAACCAGGUACUUUAUUUAACAUGUGUUUUUUUUCUCUUGCAAUUAAAUUUUAUAUUUAAAGGUCUACAUACCUCAAAUCCCCAAAUUUUUUUUUAUCCUCAAAACAAAACAAACUAGCCUAACACUGUCCAAUGAUCACGUUAUUGACCACACAAAAAGAAAACGAAACUCCAGGUAUUUUUAGUCAUAAUAAUGAUAUGAAAUCAUAAGAAAUCUCUAGUUAUAGAUUUUUAUCUGUAUAUGAUGUAUUAUGUAUGUAUGAAAAAAACUGCAUUUUUUCAGUUAAAUUAUUGUUGAAUACAGAUUACAGAUGACCUUGUUCAUCGUUCGUUAUGUUCUCCGUUAAUGUUGCCACUUUAACCAAAAGACCUAAAAUUAAACGUUCACUUCUAAAUAUACAUUCCGGCCAUACUCUAAGGUAAUUGAUUGCUAAAAAAACGUAUUUUUUUUAAUAAAUAUUUUCAAGCUUAACAAAAACAACAGAUCUUUUGUGAACAUUAUUUAGGUAUAAAAGUUAUAUAAUAUUCUAUAUUCUGAGGCUAAAAUAAACACAGACACACACAGAUAAAAAUAUUUAAACUUGUCGAAAAUGUAUUAGAACUACUACUACUACUCUCUAUUUGAUAUGACAGCGCUUUGUAAAGUUGGAAAACAUGAAAAAGUGAACUAGACACCAAGACUACCAGCAACAACAACAACCAGACUCUGCAGCUAAACGUUAAUGUCAAACCAAAAGGCAGGCAAACUCCUCUCACAGGUAACUUUCUCUACAACAAACUGUAACAACCUGAAGAAAAUUUUCUCUCUUAAAUUAAUAAUAAUAUAAAAAAAAAAAAAAUAGUGGAACAACGAAUUAUGUAAAAUCUACACA
Molecule: messenger RNA, 2758 nt
Organism: Lucilia sericata (common green bottle fly)
Lineage: Eukaryota; Metazoa; Arthropoda; Insecta; Diptera; Calliphoridae
Product: luc7-like protein 3
Exons: 7
Coding region: 180-1322 (380 amino acids)
Biological process (GO): mRNA splice site recognition
Cellular component (GO): U2-type prespliceosome; U1 snRNP
Molecular function (GO): mRNA binding
Source: RefSeq, a predicted model, not a curated record